Messenger RNA from Dentiscutata erythropus, 151 nucleotides. The record is from the annotation of a GenBank genome assembly. Lineage: Eukaryota; Fungi; Glomeromycota; Glomeromycetes; Diversisporales; Gigasporaceae.
CGCUUGCACUUUUUCCUCUACUUCUUUCAACAAAGAUUCUGACAUGGUAACUUGUUUUUCUAGUCAUUUGCAGCUCUCAACGAAGAUUGCCAAUGUGGUAACUUGUUUUUCUAGUCAUUCACUUGCAGCUCUCAAUGAAGAUUCUGGCAUG